AUGGCGUUUAUUCAAACAACUGGUUAUGAUAUUCGAGCUACCGGCACUACAGUAAAUAUCCCUGACGACGACAUCGCUCGCUGUAUGUACUAUCUGUCGUGUGUGUGCAAUGUCAUCAAAUGUGAUGAAGAUGAAAUAAAACGCUAUUGUGAUUACCGCAACUAUUGGCGUCUAUCUGAUGAAGAAGACCGACUCGUGUUUGUUCUAUGUGCCCGUUUAGAACCUGAAUUAUUCGAUGACAAAUGCAUGUUUCAAAGUGACGCUAUGUGUGGUAAUAGUGCCAAUGAAUUUUAUGAAAUUGGACAAGUUCGAAAUCGAGUUCUCGCUGUUCAAUCCAUAGUAAUUGCCGGUCGGACACGAGAAGUAAACAAAAUUAUGACGUACAAACGAUCGUGGAUGCAAAAAUACUAUUAUGAGCCAAUGUUGCGCUUGGCACGACGAUUCAGUCAACCACAGCGUCAUACUGUGGCAAUUGAUGCUUCAGAUUGUAUUAUUGCGUGA
Molecule: messenger RNA, 501 nt
Organism: Didymodactylos carnosus
Lineage: Eukaryota; Metazoa; Rotifera; Eurotatoria; Philodinida; Philodinidae
Source: the annotation of a GenBank genome assembly